This is a messenger RNA of Mus musculus (house mouse), 848 nucleotides long. RefSeq names its product predicted gene, 57791. The record is from RefSeq and is a predicted model, not a curated record. The transcript is spliced from 2 exons. Bases 107 to 757 code for a protein of 216 amino acids. NCBI's taxonomy places the organism in Eukaryota, Metazoa, Chordata, Mammalia, Rodentia, Muridae.
CGCCAAAGGCGUCCUAACGCAAAAACUGGGACCUUGGCGUCGGCCGGUGGCCUACCUGUCCAAAAAGCUAGACCCAGUGGCAGCUGGGUGGCCCCCUUGCCUACGGAUGGUAGCAGCCAUUGCCGUUCUGACAAAGGAUGCAGGCAAGCUAACUAUGGGACAGCCGCUAGUCAUUCUGGCCCCCCAUGCGGUAAAAGCACUGGUCAAACAACCCCCUGACCGCUGGCUAUCCAAUGCUCGCAUGACCCACUAUCAGGCAAUGCUCCUAGAUACGGACCGAGUUCAGUUCGGACCGGUGGUAGCCUUAAACCCGGCCACGUUGCUCCCCUUGCCGGGAAAAGAGACCCCCCACGACUGCCUCGAGAUCUUGGCUGAGACACACGGCACCAGACCGGACCUCACGGACCAGCCCCUCCCAAAUGCCGACCACACCUGGUAUACAGAUAGAAGCAGCUUCCUGCAGGAGGGGCAACGUAAGGCUGGAGCAGCGGUGACCACCGAGACCGAGGUAAUCUGGGCCAAGGCGUUGCCAGCCGGGACAUCCGCCCAGCGAGCUGAACUAAUAGCACUCACCCAGGCCCUAAAGAUGGCAGAAGCUCACUUACAGGCCCUCCAAGCAGUACAACGAGAGGUCUGGAAGCCUCUGGCCGCUGCCUAUCAGGACCAACAAGACCAGCCUGUGAUACCACACCCCUUCCGUGUCGGCGACACCGUGUGGGUACGCCGGCACCAGACUAAGAACUUGGAACCUCGCUGAAAAGGACCCUACACCGUCCUGCUGACCACCCCCACCGCUCUCAAAGUAGACGGCAUCGCUGCGUGGAUCCACGCCGCUCACGUAAAAGCGG